AUGCCUCGACCACCUCCCAUGAAUCCACUACCUAUCGUCACGAAUUUUCCGUGGAGGCUAUCCAAAGAUCAGAUGAAUGGUUUACGCAGUCACUAUAGGAGUGUCUGCGUAGAUAGAUACGCCACUGAUCAGUCGAUCGACAAGUUCUACAAGGCGUUAGUAAUAGGGAUCUUUCGCUUUCUUGGAUCCGAUGACCAGCGAUAUCAGGAAUGCCUCAACGCUUGUAUAGACAUGUGCAAGUCCACAAAAGUUAUCGAAGCUGCAAGCUGGACUGGCUGGAGAGGGUUUGCAAAAUUCCUCGAGAUGAUGGAAAAAACCGAGCGCCUAACCCGACACACCGAAUUGCUCCAUUGCCCAGCCGCCCCAUAUCUAGUGGUGGCCGUUGCGAUGCAACAAGUCGUACUGCAUGGUAGCAAAGACGAAAAUAGCAAGGCACAUGCUUUUUUCAGAGACUUUGACACUCACAACAAGGCCGCGACAGCUAUCUAUUUCUACGAGAUGCAUUGGCGUCAAGAGUAUCUGACUUUGGAUCAACCGUGGGACCUCACCCCCUCUGCCCUACAACGCAUGCCAAACACCAAGAUACACCAGAUCAAUGGAAGAGUUGUGAUUCAAAAACUGCGAACUCCUAGAGACCAUACCUCUAAUGAGGUCAUUGAGGUGAAAGAUGAGCAAACCCCUAUCAAACGAGAGUCGGCCGCUGCGCAUCAAGCUUCGGAGUUUAGAGAAGAGAGGCGCGAAGCUCCAAUGCCAAUGCCAGCGGAAACCCAAACAAUCACACGGAUGCCUGUGCCAAUGUCGAUACCGACCCCAGUGCCAGCGCGAGUGCCAGUGCCAGCACAAAUCACGAUGCCCGCUCCAGUGCCGAAUCCUGCGCCAACAUCUGUUUUCGCGCCUAGGCCUGUCAGGGUGCGCGAGACUCUCAUGGAAGUCUUCCGCGGAGACGUUAUGGCGAAGCUUCAGCCCCUCCUUGAUCGGCUCAAGAGCGAGAACUGGAAUGGCAUCAUUCAGAGAGACAUCAUGGAAGUCUUGACCGACAAGAACGUCAGAGUGUUGCCGAGUCUAGCAAAGCAGACAGUAAGAUUGUGGGCUACAAGAUCACAAAAAGCAAUGCUGCUAUCCUGGCUUGAACAAGCGCGAGACGAUGUUGACGUGUUUCAGUGGACGGAAAGGUUCGUUGAGCCUGCCCCCUCUGCUUGGACGAUUCCCCAGUCAGCACACUCAGUCUUUCACGAUCUUGAUGCUGUCAUCACAAGAGUACCGCAAUUGGAUAUUCGUGGCUUACUCCAAGCUAAGAUGGGCACGCUGAGAGACAUCUUUGAUCAACAAGAGAAGUCUCACAAGGAGGAAAUGCUGCACCGCGUUGACAGUCUACAGAUAGACAUUGCAAAGUUGCAUGGUGAGAUGGCGGCAUCUAAGCAAAUGAGUGGACAGGCUGUGGCUGAAUCAGCUGCAACAGACAAUGAUGCUGCCAUGACUGAUAGAGACGUGGUUAUUAUUGAGACGGACGAUGAUACUACUGAUGAUUCAGAGGUGGAGAGGAAGAAGAAGAAGCGAAAGGGAGAGAAGAAGGAGCGGAAGAGGGAUAAGCAAGGCGGAGAGGAGAAAAUGAAGAAGAAGAAAACAAAGACCGGAGAGAGCGACAAGAAGAAGAAGAAGAAGAGAUCCCACCAAGAAAUGGAGCUGGAUUAG
Trichoderma aggressivum f. europaeum is the source of this 1692-nucleotide messenger RNA. RefSeq lists its product as uncharacterized. Bases 1 to 1692 code for a protein of 563 amino acids. The transcript has a single exon. NCBI's taxonomy places the organism in Eukaryota, Fungi, Ascomycota, Sordariomycetes, Hypocreales, Hypocreaceae. The record is from RefSeq and is a predicted model, not a curated record.